Molecule: messenger RNA, 1976 nt
Organism: Phyllopteryx taeniolatus (common seadragon)
Lineage: Eukaryota; Metazoa; Chordata; Actinopteri; Syngnathiformes; Syngnathidae
Gene: rad9a
Product: RAD9 checkpoint clamp component A
Exons: 12
Coding region: 580-1722 (380 amino acids)
Biological process (GO): cellular response to ionizing radiation; mitotic intra-S DNA damage checkpoint signaling; DNA replication checkpoint signaling
Cellular component (GO): checkpoint clamp complex
Source: RefSeq, a predicted model, not a curated record
UGCCGCUUAGAGGAACCAAAAAUAUCAAAUAGCCUCUAAAAUGGGGUUGAUUAUGAGGGUUGAGUUGAGCAACCUCUAAAAGCAAUUUCGUAAACUAAUGGAAACCUUAGUGAGUGAGUCACUUGACGACCUUAUGUUUGCCAUUUACAACAGAAAAAGAAGUGGAAGUUAUGAUCUUGAAAAUAGUAUCACAAGAGUCAAAUAAAAUUGAUUGAAUUCGGUGUUCUGUCAGCCAUCGUUUAGUUUUCAAAUGGUCUCUGUCGUCAAUGAAAAAUCUAAUCAGGAACCGCACUUUUAUUUUCACGGGGUAUUUUCAAUGCGCAUGCGUGACAUUAAAACACGCCCCUAUUUGCUAGUCUGUCUUUCCGAUUGGUACACAGUGCGGAAGUGAUUUGUGGCGGCGUAAACAACACUUAAAGAACACUGCUUCUUCCCGUCGGGUCACUAUUUUAGAUUAACGGAACUAAAUAUAUCCCAAAACGGAGUAUGUUUACGGCAUAUGGAUUAUAUUGUUAUGAUGUGCCUCCUUAGCACGGAGCUACUCCUUUAGUUGCUAGUUAAACUGCUGUAGCUGCAGAAAUGGACUGCGUUGUGACGGGUGGAAACGUAAAAGUGUUGGCCAAAGCCAUCCACUCCUUGUCCAGAAUCGGCGACGAGCUCUACGUCGAGCCUCAGGGUGAUGGGCUAGCCCUGCGGUCUGUGAACUCCUCACGGUCGGUUUACGGCUGCUUCCUGUUUGCGCCUCUCUUCUUUAGCAGGUACACUGUCCCCAAUGGGCGUGGCUUCCGCUGCAAGAUGUCAAUAAAGAGUGUGCAGGCAGUGUUCAGGUCUCUGGCAUCUCUGGAGAAGACGGUAGAAAAGUGUCAUAUCCAGCUGGACAAGCAAAAGGAUCGCCUCACCUUCACGCUGCAUUGCAAACACGGCCUCUUAAAGACUCACAACCUGUCUUUCCAGGACAGUGAGCGGUUACAGGCCGUGUUUGAUAAGGACAGUUGCGGAAACGUAUUUCGAGUCAAUCCAAGGUUGCUGGUGGACACAGUUGCACAUUUCCCGGUAUCUCUGGAGGAAGUAACUCUUUCAGUCAGCGAUGAACGAAUGUGGCUCAGGAAUCAUGUGGAUGAGGAAUUAGCGCAGUCCAAGGCCAUGCUGACUGAACUGUGUCUGGCCUCUGACGAGUUUGACAAUUUUGCUGUCCAAGCUCAUAUCAGCAUCACCUUCUGUCUAAAGGAGCUACGGGGUUUGCUGUUUUUUGCAGAUAGUACUGGUCUCCCUAUUUCUAUGUACUUCAAUGAGCCGGGCAGCCCUCUUGUGCUCUCAGUAUCAGACAGCGUCCUGGAAGGCAACUUUGUGCUGGCCACACUUUCAGACGAUACCAGAAACAACACAAGAGGGCCCACUUCUCCGGAGCCCCCUCCCGACGACUUUAUGAACGACGACAUGGACUCCUAUCUCAUCGCCAUGGAUAACAGUAUUGCACCGGGUCCAUCCACAGCUGAGUCCACAAGUUCAAAGCGGCACACGGUAGCCAAUCGCAGGGCAAGGCUGCACAGUGAAGGUGAGGAGGGAGAGGAAACGGCCGAAAAAGAUGGACCACCAAACAAAAAGUUCUGUUCCUUGUUGUUUGGAUCGGUUCUUCCUCUGUCGUCUCAGAUGAGCAUUCAGCCAAUGAGCAACCAGGAAGUGCUUGCCAGUGACAGUGAGGACGACACACAAAUGGACUGAUUGAUGGUUGAAAAAAUAUUUCUUGAGUGGUAGACUGAGAUUUUCCUCUUUUUACCCUGAGAAAUCAUGCAGGGGAGAACCAUUGCUAAUGUAAAAUAGGCAAUUUAUUUUUUUAUGAAUAUUGUUAUUGGGUUGUUACAUUGCAAACUUUUGGAAUCAUGUUAAAACUAAACAUUAAGCACUUGGGGUUUGUUUUGUAUACAAGAUGCAAAUCAUUUCCUUUGAAUAAACCAAACGAAAGUAAACAAUGUUAA